AUGAUCUUCAACAAGUUUUGCGCUGCCCGGCCUCAUUACUUGCUCCUGACGCAAAAUGGACACCGACGACAGCACGAGAGCCUGAAUUUCGACGACUUUGGUACUUUGUGGGGGGUAUUGUCGGUGUUGAACAAAGACUGGGAAGCGAAGAAGCCUGGCGCCAGGCGGUACAUGGGAAUGUUCAAUUGUGGAAUCGAUAGCGGGUGCAGCAGGUUGCACAAGCACAUGCAAGUACUUGCAGUUCCAGAUGAGGCCGAGUUUGGACUGUGGCCGGACUCGGCUUCAAAGUACGAGGAACCAAAGUGCAUUCCGUUCAAGUACUACAAACAUGAUAUUGAUGGGCGUUUGGAUGAGCUCUCCAGAGAAAGAGAGGCCUGGGAAAGGUAUUUCGAGUUUACAGCUGUUGCGCAAGAAGCAUUGAUGAAGGCAGGUCAUAUCCCAAACGCGCCGGAUGGGGUUGAUGCUACCGAGAUAGUUCCACACAACAUUAUUCUUACGCGGGAGUGGCUCCUGGUGAUCCCGAGAACCCAAGCUGGAAUGAACGGAGCUGAUGCUAAUGCUGCAGGGUAUUUGGGCAUGGUCUGGGUAUCGGAUGAAGGCAGGAUGAGGAAGUGGACAGACCAAGGCCCUGUCGAGUUGCUAACGCGUCUGGGCUUACCCAAAGACAUCUGA
Messenger RNA from Podospora anserina S mat+, 672 nucleotides. RefSeq lists its product as uncharacterized. The record is from RefSeq and is a predicted model, not a curated record. The transcript has a single exon. NCBI's taxonomy places the organism in Eukaryota, Fungi, Ascomycota, Sordariomycetes, Sordariales, Podosporaceae. Gene Ontology annotation, biological process: nucleotide metabolic process. Gene Ontology annotation, molecular function: ATP:ADP adenylyltransferase activity; ATP binding. Bases 1 to 672 code for a protein of 223 amino acids.